Molecule: messenger RNA, 2149 nt
Organism: Tripterygium wilfordii
Lineage: Eukaryota; Viridiplantae; Streptophyta; Magnoliopsida; Celastrales; Celastraceae
Product: probable ribosomal RNA small subunit methyltransferase B
Exons: 18
Coding region: 18-1592 (524 amino acids)
Biological process (GO): regulation of DNA-templated transcription; RNA methylation
Molecular function (GO): methyltransferase activity; RNA binding
Source: RefSeq, a predicted model, not a curated record
CAACUAGUCGACCAACAAUGGCGUACGUGCUUUCCCAUGGCGCGGUUCUUUGUGCAGACACACGCGGGGCUAUGUCUAAGCCAAUGAAGCUUGACAAGAAGAGUAGGGAGACUGCGAUAUCAACUCCUAGAACAGGUUCUCUCAAACCCUCUCGAAAAACCCAGAAGCUGAAUUUGGAGGUUUCCCCACAUAGAGCUGUGUCUGCGGUGAGAUUGAUGAGAAUAGAGUUUGGUGGUGCUUUUGCUGAUCUGUUGAACGAGAAGGGAAAAGGUUCUGGUGAUAAUGAGAUGAGAUACGUUGAAAGAACCCUUGGGUUUUGCACCCGGGAUUUGGAGGAUCGGGAUCUUAGACUGGUUACAGACAUUGUUGGAGGCACUAUUCGGUGGAGAAGAUAUAUUGAUCAUUUAAUUUGUGCCCUCUGCCAUAACGAGAAAACAUUCAGAAGCAUGGAACCUCUUCUUUUGCAGAUUCUUCGAAUUGGCUUCUUUGAGAUUGUCAAGCUAGAAAUGCCAGCAUAUGCUGUUGUGGAUGAGAAUGUGAGACUCGCGAAGGUUGCCCUGAGGCCUGGUGCUGGUAACAUGGUUAAUGGAAUCCUUCGGAAGCUUGUCUUGCUUAAGGAGAACGACUCCCUUCCUCUACCCAAAUUGGAAGGUGCUGGACGCGCACAAGCACGUGUUCUCGCUACUCUUUAUUCUCAUCCUGUUUGGAUGGUAAGGAGAUGGACAAAGAAUCUUGGACAAGAGGAAGCUAUUAAAUUGAUGAUGUGGAACAAUAGUGAUCCCACUUUCAGCUUGAGGGCAAACAUCGGGAAAGAUUUUACCAGAGCUGACCUUGUGAAGCAGCUUAAUUCGUUGAAGGUGCCUUAUGAGCUGUCGUUGCAUUUAAAUGAUUUUUGCCGCAUCAAGACUGGGUUGCAGACUAUCAUACAAGCUGGAUUGCUGAAAGAUGGUUUGUGCGCAGUCCAAGAUGAGAGUGCAGGUCUGGUAGUUUCUAUCGUGGAUCCUCAACCUGGUGAGAGCAUUCUUGAUUGUUGUGCUGCUCCAGGAGGAAAGACUCUGUAUAUGGCUUCCUGUUUGAGUCAGAAAGGCAUGGUAUAUGCAAAUGAUAUAAACAAAGCCCGAUUACGAAUUCUAAAAGAGGCAGCCAAGUCCCAUGGGGUUGAUGGUGUAGUCACUACCAUACAUGCUGAUCUUUGUGUCUUUGCUGUAAAUAAUCCGGUGAAGUUUGACAAAGUUCUACUGGAUGCUCCAUGUUCUGGACAAGGUGUUCUCUCAAAGAGAGCUGACUUACGUUGGAAUAAGAGGUUAGAGGAUUUAGAUGAACUCAAGAAUUUACAGGAUGAGCUCUUUGAUGCGGCUUCUAGAUCGGUAAAGCCUGGAGGAGUUUUAGUAUACAGUACUUGCUCCAUAGAUCCUGAAGAGAAUGAAGAUAGGGUAGACUCGUUUCUUCUCAAGCAUCCGGAGUUCCGAGUAGAUUCUGUGGAGAGUUUUGUUCCACCCAGUUUUGUAACGUCGCGUGGUUUCUAUUUCUCUGAUCCGGUAAAACAUUCACAAGACGGGGCCUUUGCAGCUCGUCUAGUUCGAUCCUUGUGAAGAAAUGAGUAGCAGUCGGGCUAUGAAAUUGAUGGUCACUGCAACAGAAAAUUCACAUUCGUUUACACAAUGAUUCCAACCUGCAAUGUCUGAUCACCAAGACUUGCAAAUGAUGCUGAAGAAAUCAGGUGAUAGUUGCUUGAACCCGUCAUGUGCAAGUAUGCUGCAAAGAACAAACCCUACUUGAACCCACCAUGGGAAUCAGAUCCAGAUGAUGAUGAUUGAUUUCCAACUGAUUCCACUGUUGAGAGAGAUGACAUUGGAUGCUCGAGGAACCUCAAGAGUGAUGCUUCUGAUUCAAUAAUGCUAGGCAACAACUCUCUAAAAUGUGUGCAUACAUAUGACAGUACGAGCUGUAGAUGAAGUUGAUUGUAACAAUUUUGUGGUUAGUUUUCUUUUUCCUGGUGGGUUUUGAGAGUUAUAUGGUAAUGCUAUAAUUUUGCCAUUAAUGUCAAUGAACUAUGUAUGUUGACAACAUCAAGGAAAUGGGAUUGAUUCCCCACGUCACUCUUCACCUUGUUUGGUUUAUAGAAGCGAGAGUUAAGUGGGAUGAAGAA